Molecule: messenger RNA, 1506 nt
Organism: Amblyraja radiata (thorny skate)
Lineage: Eukaryota; Metazoa; Chordata; Chondrichthyes; Rajiformes; Rajidae
Gene: uros
Product: uroporphyrinogen III synthase
Exons: 11
Coding region: 245-1033 (262 amino acids)
Biological process (GO): uroporphyrinogen III biosynthetic process
Cellular component (GO): cytosol
Molecular function (GO): uroporphyrinogen-III synthase activity
Source: RefSeq, a predicted model, not a curated record
AGUGACGACACUGACUGACGGCGGCGGGGACAUGGAGUAAACACGCUGCCUGCCAUUGCUGCCGCCCACUGACAUACAUGUCGGGGGCAGCGGAGAGCGCGUAUCCAGAGGGGCAGGAUAACAGGGAUAUACUAUCAACUAUCAACUGACAUCUACUCUCACAGUUAUAUGGACUACACCUCCAGAAAAGCCAUUUCAGUUAUUUGCCAUUCGACUUCUUGACAAUGUGGAUGAAGUAUGAGAAAUGAAAGUCCUUUUGCUUAAAGAUCCUAAGGAAGGAGAAUUGGGACCUGAUCCAUAUGUUCAUGAAUUUGCUUCACAUGGCCUUCAAGCAACUUUAAUUCCUGUUUUAUCCUUUGAGUUUAUAUCACUUCAAGACUUAUCAAAAAAGCUUGCACACCCUGAAGCUUAUGGUGGCCUGAUAUUUACCAGUCCCAGAGCUGUAGAUGCUGUGAAGUUAUGUCUGUGUGAGAAGGGGGGUAUUAGAGAAGCGUGGUACAAUCAUUCUUUAAGAAAACAAUGGAAUGAAAAACCUAUCUAUGUUGUGGGAAAAUCUACAGCAAAUUUGGUAAAGGAAAUUGGCCUUGCACCACUAGGAGAAGAAUCUGGAAAUGCUGAAAAUUUAGCUGCCUACAUCUGUAUAAACAAUUCUUCAAUUUCCCUGCCUCUUCUAUUUCCAUGUGGUACACUUAAAAGAGAGACACUCCCCAGAUGUCUGCAUGAAAAGAAUGUGCCUUUGGACAGUUUCACAAUCUAUCAAACAUCUCCACAUCCUUCCUUCCAGCAGGCUUUAAGUGAUUAUUUUUCAGAGCAGGGAAUCCCAGCAAGUAUUACAUUUUUCAGUCCUUCUGGUGUCAGAUUUUGUUUGAAGACCAUUAAAGAUUUGGCUGGAGAUUCCAUUAAUCAAAUCAAGUUUGCAGCAAUAGGACCAACAACAGCUGAAGCCAUGGCAUCAGAGGGAUUGACCGUGAACUGUAGUGCUGAAAAUCCGACACCACAGGACCUGGUAGCUUGUAUAAGAAAAGUGCUCUAGCAAUGCACAGAAUACAGAGCAGCAGAUAGUUGAUUAUCUCUCAAGGAUAAAUAUGUGCCUAAUUGUCAUCUAUCCUCACUUUGAUAUUUGAGUUGCCUUGUUGUUUCAUUGUAAAAUUACUUUAAAUGGGGAAUGUUCACAAUGUUUGUAAAACCGUGGAAAUAAAUUUGUGGUGUUGUCUCUUUGCAGAACUCUCUAAAUCUUUUACAGUCCUAACAGGAAUAAAUAAGUGUUAGAACAAUAUUAAUGUGUAAACAGGCACCAUUCUUUGAUGCUGAAGAGAUUCUACAUGAAUUAUCAACCAGCAAGUGAUUUUAGCCAGUCUUUCUUCAGCCUUGUAAAAACCAGCAGCUCACCAUGAACUUUCCUGUGUGUUUCUUGAGGUUGCUACAUUUUCACAUUAACUGUGCACUAGAGACACAUUGCUGUUGGAUUUUCUGUUUUUAAUAAAAUUUUAAUUUUGGGAAAUGCAA